Nicotiana tabacum (common tobacco) is the source of this 1890-nucleotide messenger RNA. Its product is annotated as 3-oxoacyl-[acyl-carrier-protein] synthase I, chloroplastic-like. Gene Ontology annotation, molecular function: 3-oxoacyl-[acyl-carrier-protein] synthase activity. Gene Ontology annotation, biological process: fatty acid biosynthetic process. NCBI's taxonomy places the organism in Eukaryota, Viridiplantae, Streptophyta, Magnoliopsida, Solanales, Solanaceae. Gene Ontology annotation, cellular component: mitochondrion. The record is from RefSeq and is a predicted model, not a curated record.
GCAGUUUAGUUCAUCAAUAUACGCAUUGGCGAUAUUAGUUAGGCAACUUAUUUUUUUCCUUUGUUUUAGCAGUCAUUUCACUUUUAUUCUCAUAGAAAUAGCUAAUUGGCGGACUCUCCAAAUCCCAACUCAAAUAUUACAUUAACUUUGUUUUCCCCUCCUUAUUGUUCAAUGUCUCUGUCAUUUUAUGUACUUUUUUUCCUAUAUAUUUUCCCAAUAGUGAGUUGAGUUAAAGAAAAACAGUCCCAUAAGCAAAGUUUCUGUGUUUGAAAAAAUGACUAGUAUUACUGGUACUUGUUCUUCUGCUUUAAUUUUGAAGCAGAGAGAAUCAGGAACUUAUUUGUUUCAAUACAAUGGGCUUAGAGCAAUUGAAAGUAUGCAAAUGCCAGUGGAGUCUAAUUCCUGGAAACCAAAAGCUGUAAAAUGUGGAAGAAUCAAGGCCAUGGCUUCAGCUCCCAAAAGAGAAAAGGACCCAAAGAAAAGGAUUGUCAUAAGUGGAAUGGGCCUUGUUUCAGUCUUUGGAAGUGAUAUCGACAAUUUCUAUAAUAAACUUCUCGAGGGACAGAGUGGAAUCACUUUGAUCGACAGAUUUGAUGCCUCAAAUUACUCUGUUAGGUUUGCAGGACAGAUUCGUGAUUUCUCAUCCGUAGGCUACAUAGACGGGAAGAAUGAUCGUCGUCUAGAUGAUUGUUGGAGGUAUUGUCUCGUUGCUGGCAAGAAAGCCCUUAAUGAUGCCAAUCUUGGUCAAGAAGUUCUUGAAACUAUGGACAAAACAAGAAUCGGUGUCUUAGUUGGGACCGGGAUGGGAGGAUUAACAGCUUUCAGCAGUGGAGUGGAAUCCUUAGUUCAGAAAGGAUACAAGAAAAUCAGUCCAUUUUUCAUCCCUUACUCUAUCACCAAUAUGGGAUCAGCAUUGUUAGCUAUAGAUACAGGACUAAUGGGACCUAAUUACUCCAUUUCAACGGCUUGUGCAACCGCAAACUACUGCUUCUAUGCGGCUGCAAAUCACAUUAGAAGGGGUGAAGCAGAUAUUAUGGUAGCAGGUGGGACGGAAGCUGCAAUCAUGCCUACUGGUGUUGGCGGCUUCAUAGCUUGUCGUGCCUUAUCUCAAAGAAAUGACGAACCACACAAGGCGUCAAGGCCGUGGGACAAGAAUCGUGAUGGUUUUGUCAUGGGCGAAGGUUCUGGUGUCCUGGUAAUGGAAAGUCUGGAGCACGCGUUGAAAAGAGGUGCUAAUAUUAUAGCAGAAUACUUGGGAGGUGCUGUCACUUGUGAUGCUCAUCACAUGACUGAUCCUCGUUCCGAUGGGCUUGGGGUUUCAUCUUGCAUAACCAAAAGUUUGGAAGAUUCGGGCGUUUCCCUUGAAGAGGUGAAUUACAUUAAUGCACAUGCAACAUCAACCCUUGCUGGAGAUUUGGCAGAGGUCAAUGCGAUCAAGAAAGUCUUUAAGGAUACUUCAGAGAUUAAGAUGAACGGAACAAAGUCAAUGAUUGGGCAUGGACUCGGGGCUGCUGGUGGACUAGAAGCGAUUGCAACGAUCAAAGCAAUAACAACAGGGUGGCUACAUCCAACUAUUAACCAAUAUGAUUUGGAACCUCAGGUUACAAUUGACACUGUACCGAAUGUGAAGAAACAACAUGAAGUGAAUGUUGGUAUUUCCAACUCAUUUGGAUUUGGAGGUCAUAAUUCAGUGGUUGUUUUCGCGCCUUACAACCCUUAAACAAAGUUAUAGACUUUUUUUCAUGGUUAUAUAGAGGCUUAUAUUGGGAAAACUCACAAUUUCCCGGCUAUGGUUAAUUAGUUCUUUCUCUAUUUUUAUUCAAAAUCUAUGUUAUGAGAUCAUAUUGUUUGAAGCUUUGAGCUUUUGAUGAAUCAUGUUUUUCAGUUUUA